CCUACCUAAGAUAAGUUACUUUAAUCCCCAUAACUCCAUUGGCCCAUCCCCUCACCCAGACUGCUGCGGAAGCUCUUUAUGCCCCACCAAACGGGACGCAUGCACGCUGAUGUCAAAAGGCAGCCGAAGCAAAACUUCCUUCGUCGAUUACUAUGUAACUACACUAAUAAAAACCAUACAUGGUACCCCUUCCCUUCCCCAUCUAUCGCGAUACAAAUAACCACAACCCCACCAACCAACCAACAACCUAUGGACCCAGAUCUCGACUCCGGCCUCUUCGGCAUCCAGCUGUCCGAUUCCGAGGACGGAUCCAAUAAUGACUCAGAACCAGCUGAGGGCACUCGACCGAAGAAAGGGGAAGCAAACACACCCGUCGAUCGGACGGCACAGUCCGAGGAAGAGUUUCAGGCGGUAAGGAGAGAGUACCGAGUUAAAGUCGAAAACGGAGAAAUAUGGAAGACCAUCCAGCUCCCCGUAGGCCCGGGCCGGGUCUCCAAACCAGAUGCCCAGGCGCUGCUGCACGCGGUCGAGGAGCUGUACUUUUUCCGGCGGUACUCGGACGGCGCAAACUUUGCGCGGGCAAUUCUAAGCAGCAACGGGGAUGAAGGAGGGCCAAUUGGGCUUGACGAGGAUACUAAGAAGCUAUUACGGUAUUACGAGACGAAAUGUAUCGAGAAGCAAGGGUGAUGAAAGCUGGAAGGUGGUUUAGGUAGGAUUAAUAGAAGGUUGAUACCCCGCGCUGCCGUAAAGUUUACCUCGGAAAUUCAAACUUGGAGUUCACAUGUAAGUGCAACAGGAGGAAGGUGAGUACGAGA
Molecule: messenger RNA, 815 nt
Organism: Daldinia caldariorum
Lineage: Eukaryota; Fungi; Ascomycota; Sordariomycetes; Xylariales; Hypoxylaceae
Exons: 2
Coding region: 79-687 (202 amino acids)
Source: RefSeq, a predicted model, not a curated record